CAUAGACAUGUAAACAAAUGGUAAAUAUUUUACCAGCUAAAAUAUACUGUAUUUCGUUUCUUGAAUAUUGGGAAAAAUCAUAAUGAAAUAUUCUGGUAGAACUCUGUUCACUGAGUCGAUUCGGAUAUUACUUGAACUGCCAAAAUUUCGUACUGCUAGUGACUGUUAGUUGCCGAGAUUAUGGAGAAAACGUUCAGUGGUUGAACCAUGGAUUUCCUUGAUUCGUAUAUUCGCAUUUUGUUAUUAUUUAUAUAUUUUGUUUUAAUAAAAGGACAGGAUAAUAAAGGGAGAGCAGAGAUAUUAAACUUAUUGCAAGCUGUAAAGAUAUCUCGAACGCCGCCAAAUUAUGACUCCCUCGAGGCAGCGGUGGUUAAAUGUUAUUUGGAUGUCAAUCAAGUUGACAGUAUCAGAGAAGCCCACAUGGACUUCACAGCGGACAUUGGUCUACAUUUAACAUGGAAAGAUACUAAACUAAUGGAGAAUAUACGACAAUAUAAAUACACUUUCGAUUAUUUGGAUUUUGAUGCUCUAAACAUGGAGAAGGUCUGGGUGCCAGAUAUAUAUUUCCCUAACGAAAAGAAAGCCGCGGUACACAACAUAAUGAUGGCCAAUAAAAUGCUGAGACUUUACAAGAAUAGUACGGUCAGCUAUAAGAUAAGAGUCUCAGUGACGCUGAGCUGUCAAAUGGACCUACGAAAAUAUCCGUUCGAUAAACAAGUCUGCUCUAUCCUCAUGGAAAGUUUUAGUUUCACAUCAGAUCAGCUUAUCUUACUGUGGGACGAAUCUGAGCCAAGUCCACUGUUUACAGCCAAUAUAAAAGAGUUACGUCAGUUUAGAAUGAUCGGCACAGAUUAUAAACACUUUAACCGUUCCCAUGGUAUCACAGGUAAUCAUAGUUGUCUACAAGCGGACUUCCAUCUUGUACGUAACAUCGGAUAUUACGUCAUACAAAUGUAUGUUCCAAGUCUACUUAUAGUGAUGCUAUCCUGGCUGUCGUUCUGGUUAAACGUCAAUUCUAUUCCGGGGCGCGUCACGCUCGGCGUCCUAUCUGUACUCACAAUAUCCACACAGAGUACAAGCGUCAAUGCGUCUCUACCACGUGUCAGCUACACAAAAGCUAUUGAUGUUUGGAUGGCUACUUGUCUAGUUUUUGUAUUCGCCGCGCUCAUUGAGUUUGCGGUAGUGAAUGUGUUGAGUCAGAAGGUACCUGGUCGCCGGUUCUCUCUCGCCACUUUGUUCCUCAUACAGGGAGAGAAAGAAGAAAAAGAAACGACAGUGGACCAAGAUGGACGUGUAUCACUAGAAAGACAGCCGAGGAGCAACGUAGUGCUGUGUUCCGCAUACCUCGAUAUUGCGUCGAGGGUCAUGUUUCCAGCCGCGUUUGGGAUCUUCAACAUGAUCUACUGGAUUUACUAUCUAAAUGUAACAGAGUACUAAACCAACUCGAGUCGACAUCUCUGCUUAAAUGGCCCUAUAAUUUCUAAAAGAAGAUAGUAGUAAAGUCAAUUAAGAGUGGGAUUGGUGUUGACAAAUACAGUGGUUUUUAUAUUUGGCCGAAAUUUGGACAGACAUAAAAGAGCGAUAGAACGUUUAGUUAUUUUAUAAUGCAUCUGUUAAUAAAUCGAUGGUGUCAACUAGCUUUAGAUUGAACUAGCUUUAGAUUGCCUAAAUGUCAUCAUAUCAGUCAAUGUCUAUAAAUGUCGCUUUAGCUGGUUUGAGCUCUACAUCUACUAUCAUAAACAAAGAGAAAUGUAUGUUUGGUCUGUUGUAGAAACAUGUAGAAAUUAUCAGUGCAAAUGAAGAAAGCUCCCAUUUAAAGACAGAGUUCACACUAACAUUAACAGUUGCAUUGCCUGUUUGUGCGUUUUCUAAGUCACCCAACCCAAACAGAAAUUAAUCUUAUAAAAAUAUUAACGGCACCUGUUCUGCUUCAACCAAGAAAAACAUGGCUCCAUAUAGUAAAAAAAAGUUACAUAUUAAAGCUUGGACAUAAAUUGUUAACGUACGUCCCAGGUUAAAGGUCACCACAUCUGCACACUCUAAACAAAACUAUGCAUUGUGUUUGUACUAACAAACUUAUACAACAUUCCUAAGUUUCCGACCGUCUCAGUCGUUAAUUAUGCAUAUGGUAAUGUAACGAUGCAUAUGUCAGUAGUUUAUAAAUUUUUGGAGUAUGUACAUUUUUGUAGUAUGUACAUUUUUUGUAGUAUGUACACUUUUGUAAUAUGUACAUUUUUGUAGUAAUGUAUAUUUUGAAUAUUGCAGUUAAUUUUUCGUAAAAAUGGCAUUUUAAGUAAAGAAAUCUUCAUUGUGUU
Molecule: messenger RNA, 2315 nt
Organism: Ruditapes philippinarum (Manila clam)
Lineage: Eukaryota; Metazoa; Mollusca; Bivalvia; Venerida; Veneridae
Product: glycine receptor subunit alpha-2-like
Exons: 9
Coding region: 208-1437 (409 amino acids)
Biological process (GO): signal transduction; nervous system process; chloride transmembrane transport
Cellular component (GO): neuron projection; synapse; membrane
Molecular function (GO): neurotransmitter receptor activity; extracellular ligand-gated monoatomic ion channel activity; transmembrane signaling receptor activity
Source: RefSeq, a predicted model, not a curated record